This is a messenger RNA of Trichobilharzia regenti, 597 nucleotides long. NCBI's taxonomy places the organism in Eukaryota, Metazoa, Platyhelminthes, Trematoda, Strigeidida, Schistosomatidae. The record is from the annotation of a GenBank genome assembly.
AUGAAGUUAUUCUCACUGCAAAUGCUUUACAAAACGGAUACAUCAGCCAAAAUGUUACAGGCUGCACAUGAACUAUCAAAUUUUGGUUAUUUUCAACGUUCGAGUAUUAGAGAAUUUAUGGAUUUCACUGCUAAACUUGUUUGUGAACGAACAGAUCGCUGCCAGCGUGGAUUAAUUAAGGAGCAAGAUUAUAUUUGUCAUGUUUACGUGCGACAUGACAAUUUAUGUGGAGUUUUAAUAUGCGAUCAAGAAUAUCCUCAAAGAGUAGCUCAAACUUUAUUAACUAAAGCUACUGAAGAUUUUUCUGCACAAUAUCCUGCUGCCACGUGGACAAGUAUGGCUGAUGCAUCUGGUUCAUGUAAAAAAAUUGAUGAAUACUUACAGAAAUAUCAAAAUCCAAGUCAAGCAGAUGGUUUAAUGCGACUUCAAAAUGAAUUAGAUGAAACUAAAGUUAUUUUGCAUAAUACACUAGAAUCACUUUUGUCCAGAGGUGAAAAACUUGAUGACUUAGUUGAACGAUCCGAGGGGCUUAGUUUACAAUCAAAAAUGUUUUAUACUACAGCAAAGAAGACAAACAAAUGCUGCACAAUACUCUAA